GGGCGGGGAGAGCGGGCCGCGCGGCGCCAUGUCGGCCAAGGUGCGGCUGAAGAGGCUGGAGCAGCUGCUCCUGGACGGGCCGUGGCGCAACGAGAGCGCCCUGAGCGUGGAGACGCUGCUCGACGUGCUGGUGUGCCUGUACACCGAGUGCAGCCACUCGGCCCUGCGGCGCGACAAGUACGUGGCCGAGUUCCUCGAGUGGGCUAAACCGUUCACACAGCUGGUGAAGGAAAUGCAGCUCCAUCGAGAAGACUUUGAGAUAAUCAAAGUGAUCGGAAGAGGCGCUUUCGGUGAGGUUGCUGUUGUCAAAAUGAAGAACACUGAACGAAUUUAUGCCAUGAAGAUCCUCAACAAGUGGGAGAUGCUUAAAAGAGCAGAGACCGCUUGUUUCCGAGAGGAGCGGGACGUGCUGGUGAACGGCGACUGCCAGUGGAUCACCACGCUGCACUACGCUUUUCAGGACGAGAACUACCUGUACUUGGUCAUGGAUUACUACGUGGGGGGCGAUCUGCUGACCCUGCUCAGCAAGUUUGAGGACAAGCUUCCGGAGGACAUGGCGAGGUUCUACAUUGGUGAGAUGGUGCUGGCCAUCGACUCCAUCCACCAGCUCCAUUACGUGCACAGGGACAUCAAGCCUGACAACGUACUUUUGGACGUGAAUGGUCACAUCCGCCUGGCCGACUUUGGGUCGUGUUUGAAGAUGAACGAUGAUGGAACUGUCCAAUCCUCUGUGGCUGUGGGCACGCCCGACUACAUCUCCCCAGAGAUCCUGCAGGCCAUGGAGGACGGCAUGGGCGCAUACGGGCCCGAGUGUGACUGGUGGUCUCUGGGCGUCUGCAUGUAUGAGAUGCUCUAUGGAGAAACCCCCUUUUAUGCUGAGUCGCUGGUGGAGACCUACGGCAAGAUCAUGAACCAUGAGGAGCGAUUUCAGUUCCCCUCCCAUGUCACGGACGUCUCUGAAGAAGCCAAGGACCUCAUCCAGAGGCUGAUCUGCAGCAGAGAGCGCCGGCUGGGGCAGAAUGGGAUAGAGGACUUCAAAAAGCACGCGUUCUUUGAAGGCCUGAACUGGGAAAACAUCCGGAACCUGGAAGCCCCGUACAUCCCUGACGUGAGCAGCCCUUCCGACACCUCCAACUUCGACGUGGACGACGACGUGCUGAGAAACACUGAAAUCCUACCUCCUGGUUCUCACACAGGUUUUUCUGGAUUACAUUUGCCAUUCAUUGGUUUUACAUUUACAACAGAAAGCUGUUUCUCUGAUCGAGGCUGUCUGAAGAACACCAUGCAGACCCACACGUUAGCCGAGGACGAGGACGUGCAGCGGGACCUGGAGAACAGCCUGCAGGUCGAGGCCUACGAGAGGAGGAUCCGCAGGCUGGCGCAGGAGAAGCUGGAGCUGAGCCGGAAGCUGCAAGAGUCCACCCAGACCGUGCAGUCUCUUCACGGCUCCACUCGGGCCCUGAGCAGUUCCAGCCGAGACAAAGAAAUCAAAAAGCUCAACGAAGAGAUUGAACGUCUGAGGAGUAAGGUAGCAGAUUCGAGCAGGCUGGAGCGGCAGCUGGAGGACACAGUCUCGCUUCGCCAGGAGCACGAGGACUGCACGCAGCGGCUGAAGGGCCUGGAGAAGCAGUGCCGCACGGCACGGCAGGAGAAGGAGGACCUGCACAAGCAACUGGUAGAAGCGUCAGAGCGGCUGAAAUCCCAGGCCAAAGAACUCAGAGAUGCGCAUCAGCAGCGGAAGCUGGCCCUGCAGGAGUUCUCCGAGCUCAACGAGCGCAUGGCGGAACUCCGCUCCCAGAAGCAGAAGGUGUCCCGGCAGCUGCGGGACCGAGAGGAGGAGGUGGAGGUGGCCAUGCAGAAGAUGGACUCGCUGCGGCAGGAGAUGCGCAAGUCCGAGAAGCUCAGGAAAGAGCUGGAGGCUCAGCUCGAAGACGCCGUCGCCGAGGCCUCCAAGGAACGCAAGCUUCGUGAGCACAGCGAGAGCUUCUCCAAGCAGAUGGAGAGCGAGCUGGAGGCCCUCAAGGGGAAGCAGGGCGGCCGGGGGCCGGGGGCGGCCCUGGAACAUCAGCAGGAGAUCUCCAAAAUCAAGUCUGAGCUGGAGAAGAAAGUCUUGUUUUAUGAAGAGGAAUUGGUCCGGCGCGAGGCCUCGCACGUGCUGGAGGUGAAGAGCGUGAAGAAGGAGGUGCAUGACUCAGAGAGCCAGCAGCUGGCCCUGCAGAAGGAGAUCCUGAUGCUGAAAGACAAGCUGGAAAAGGCAAAACGGGAACGGCAUACUGAGAUGGAGGAGGCGGUGGGCACCAUCAGAGACAAGUAUGAGCGGGAAAGAGCGAUGCUGGUCGAUGAAAACAAGAAGUUAACAGCUGAGAAUGAAAAGCUUUGUUCCUUUGUGGACAAACUCACGGCUCAAAACAGACAGCUGGAGGGCGAGCUGCAGGACCUGGCCUCCAAGAAGGAGUCCGCCGCGCACUGGGAAGCCCAGAUCGCAGAAAUCAUUCAGUGGGUCAGCGACGAGAAGGACGCCCGGGGCUACCUUCAGGCUCUGGCUUCUAAGAUGGCGGAGGAGCUCGAGGCUCUGCGGAGCUCCAGCCUGGGGACCAGGACACUGGACCCGCUCUGGAAAGUGCGGCGCAGUCAGAAGCUGGACAUGUCUGCACGGCUGGAGCUGCAGUCGGCGCUUGAGGCAGAGAUCCGGGCCAAGCAGCUCGUGCAGGAGGAGCUGAGGAAGGUCAAAGACGCAAAUCUCUCCUUCGAGAGCAAACUGAAGGACUCUGAAGCCAAAAACAGGGAAUUACUAGAAGAGAUGGAAAAUUUGAAGAAAAAGAUGGAAGAAAAAUUCAGAGCAGACACUGGGCUCAAACUUCCAGACUUUCAGGAUGCUAUUUUUGAAUAUUUCAACACUGCACCUCUUGCACAUGACCUGACGUUCAGAAGCAGCUCAGCCAGUGAGCAGGAAGCGCAGGCUGCAAAGCCAGAGCCCUCGCCCUCACCCUCGCCCUCUGUGGCCACCAGCACCGAGCAGCAGGAGGACCUGGCGCGACCGCCACAAAGGCUGCCUGCCGUGCCGCUGCCCACCACGCCGGCCCUCGCCCUGGCUGGACCAAAGCCCAAGGCCCACCAGUUCAGCAUCAAGUCCUUCUCCAGCCCCACACAAUGCAGCCACUGCACCUCCCUGAUGGUCGGGCUCAUUCGCCAGGGCUACGCCUGCGAGGUGUGUUCCUUUGCGUGCCACGUCUCCUGCAGAGACAGCGCCCCCCAGGUGUGCCCCAUCCCUCCCGAGCAGUCCAAGAGGCCUCUUGGCGUGGACGUACAGAGGGGCAUAGGAACAGCCUACAAGGGCUACGUCAAGGUCCCAAAGCCCAGCGGGGUGAAGAAGGGCUGGCAGCGGGCGUACGCGGUGGUGUGUGACUGCAAGCUCUUCCUGUACGACCUGCCUGAGGGGAAGUCCACCCAGCCCGGGGUCAUCGCCAGCCAGGUCCUGGACCUCAGAGACGAAGAGUUUUCCGUGAGCUCAGUCCUGGCCUCAGAUGUCAUCCACGCCACGCGCCGAGACGUCCCGUGUAUAUUCAGGGUGACGGCCUCUCUCUUAGGUACGCCUUCCAAGACCAGCUCCCUGCUCAUUCUGACAGAGAACGAGAACGAGAAGAGGAAGUGGGUGGGGAUUCUAGAAGGACUGCAGUCCAUCCUCCAUAAAAACCGGCUGAGGAACCAGGUGGUACACGUCCCGCAGGAAGCCUACGACAGCUCGCUGCCGCUCAUCAAGGCUGUGCUGGCGGCGGCCAUCGUGGAUGGAGACCGGAUAGCAGUUGGCCUGGAAGAGGGACUGUACGUCAUUGAGGUCACCCGAGACGUGAUCGUCCGCGCCGCUGACUGUAAGAAAGUGCACCAGAUCGAGCUUGCUCCCAAAGAGAAGAUGGUCGUCCUCCUGUGUGGCCGCAGCCACCACGUGCACCUCUACCCGUGGUCCUCCCUGGAUGGAGCAGAAGGCAGCUUUGACAUCAAGCUCCCGGAAACCAAAGGCUGCCAGCUCAUAGCCACGGCCACCCUGAAGAGGAGCUCUGCGACCUGCCUCUUUGUGGCCGUGAAGCGGCUCGUCCUCUGCUAUGAGAUCCAGAGGACUAAGCCCUUCCACAGAAAGUUCAGUGAGCUCGCGGCCCCCGGACAUGUGCAGUGGAUGGCCGUGUUCAAGGACAGGCUGUGUGUUGGCUACCCUUCUGGGUUCUCUCUGUUGAGCAUCCAGGGAGACGGGCAGUCUCUCAACCUGGUAAAUCCCAAUGACCCCUCGCUUACGUUCCUCUCACAACAGUCUUUUGAUGCCCUUUGUGCUGUGGAGCUCAAAAGUGAGGAGUACCUGCUUUGCUUCAGCCACAUGGGACUGUACGUGGACCCACAAGGCCGGAGGUCACGCAUGCAGGAGCUCAUGUGGCCUGCGGCUCCUGUCGCCUGUAGUUGCAGCCCUUCCCACGUCACGGUGUACAGCGAGUAUGGCGUCGACGUCUUUGACGUGCGCACCAUGGAGUGGGUGCAGACCAUCGGCCUGCGGAGGAUAAGACCACUGAACUCCGAUGGCUCCCUCAACCUCCUCGGCUGUGAGCCCCCACGCCUGAUCUACUUCAAGAGCAAGUUCGCGGGUGCGACGCUCAAUGUGCCCGACACCUCCGACAACAGCAGGAAGCAGAUGCUUCGAACCAGAAGCAAAAGGCGCUUUGUCUUCAAGGUCCCAGAGGAGGAGCGGCUGCAGCAGCGGCGAGAGAUGCUCAGAGAUCCAGAAUUGAGAUCCAAAAUGAUCUCCAACCCAACCAACUUCAACCACGUGGCACACAUGGGCCCCGGCGACGGCAGGCAGGUGCUCAUGGACCUGCCUCUGAGUGCUGUGCCCACUGCCCAGGAGGAAAAGCCUGGCCCUGCUCCUGCCGGCCUGUCCCGGCAGCCUCCGUCUAGGAACAAGCCCUACGUCUCAUGGCCCUCGUCAGGGGGGUCGGAGUCCGGGGUGACAGGGCCUCUGAGAAGCAUGUCCGACCCUGACCAGGACUUCGACCGAGAGGACGCACGCAGUAGUUCACCACGAGACGCUGACCACCACACACCACGGCGAGCGCCACAGACGUGGACCACGAAGACCAGGAAGCCAACCAUGGGCCCAGCCCUGAAAACCCAGACAAGUACUACGGGACCUUCUCUUCCUCAGGAGACCGACCGACUGGGCGCCAGGACUCUCGGUCACACAGAGAAGGCCCUUCUCACCACCGCCCUUCGUAGUCCGAGGGAAAGGCACUUCUGAGAGCCCCCGAGGGUCGCGGACCGCUGUCAGCCCGGGUCGGGCCCCAGCUCGGCUGGUCUGCCUGCUGGGGGCGGCAGCUGCUGACUUGCAUUCUGGGCCCUCGCCUCGCGUUUGGGAGACCUGGAUUUAGCCCUGGCUUCAGCCUGGCCAGCGUCGGGCUGUUGUGGGCGUCUGGGGGAUGAAGCGCUGGCUGGGAGAUCUGUCUGCUUUUCAAAUAAACAGAAUAAAAAAUUUAAAAGAGAAGGCAAACGUGAAGGUUACAUGUAUACAUGUGAAGAAGGAGCAUGUAUAGUUCUGGGUUCUUUCCUCUGCUUACGUUGACUCCGCUUUUUCAUUUAGAGAAACUAAGGGGCCGGCGCUGUGGCGCAGCGGGUAAAGCCUCUGCCUGCAGCGCCGGCUUCCCAUGUGGGCGCCGGUUCCACCCCCAGCUGCUCCUCUUCCGAGCCAGCUCCCUGCUGGUGCACCUGGGAAAAGCAGAGGAAGACGGCCCAAGUGUUUGGGCCUCUACACCCACAUGGGAGAUGUGGAUGAAGCUCCUGGCUUUGGCCUGGCUCAGCUCCGGCCAUUGCAGACAUUUGGGGCAUGAACCAGUGGAUGGAAGCUCAAAUUCUGCCUUUCAAAUAAAUUUUAAAAAAUUAAAAAUCGGACAAA
Messenger RNA from Lepus europaeus (European hare), 5929 nucleotides. It is a transcript of the gene CDC42BPB, whose product is annotated as CDC42 binding protein kinase beta. The record is from RefSeq and is a predicted model, not a curated record. The coding region runs from base 29 to 5278 and encodes 1749 amino acids. Gene Ontology annotation, biological process: actomyosin structure organization; peptidyl-threonine phosphorylation. Gene Ontology annotation, cellular component: actomyosin; cytoplasm; cytoskeleton. Lineage: Eukaryota; Metazoa; Chordata; Mammalia; Lagomorpha; Leporidae. The transcript has 37 exons. Gene Ontology annotation, molecular function: ATP binding; protein serine/threonine kinase activity.